CAAAGGGAAUAAACAUGUGUAUAGCAAAACAUGUGUUACUGAUAUCCUUUCCUGUGAGAAAUACUUCAUUUUCUUGAGAAAAUUCUGGGGUGCCAACAUUUACGGCCAUGACUGUGUCCCAGAUCCACAGACAAUGAUGACCAGGUUUUGUCAAAUUGCCCACAUAAUUUUCCAUCCUUAAUGUCACUGACUACGGCCAUUGUGGACUAAAGAUGCUCCCAUCCUAUGUGAACCCUCAAAAGAUUGAGCAGGAGAUUUCAGGGAAGUGGAAAAUGAAGAUUUCCUUGAGAUCGGCGCUGGUGGUGGCAGUCAUAACGUCGGUUCUUUUACUAGUGUUUAACCAGAAUAAAGUGCAGAUGCCUAAAAUAAACAUGCUUCAGUUGUGUACCUGCCAGUCGACCAAUACCGCCCCUGGUUCACCGGGCCCAAUGGCGACAGACGGUGAAAUCGAGGAGCUAUUCAAUAAGAUUGACAAGCGAAUUCCCCAACGGACGAUCGAUGAUAUAGUGGAGGCAACCAGUGCGCAGGAGAGCAUGGCCAUUAUCACCAACCCAAAAUCUAAGUAUUGCAUUGGGGACCAGCUUCAGGUUAAAGUGACGGCCAAUGACUAUUCCGGCAACAGGAAAUCCUAUGGUGGAGACUACCUGAGGGCCAGAAUAUACUCCCCUGAUACAAACAGUAGCGCGAGCGGAAGCAUCAUAGACAAUAAAGAUGGGACCUACCUGGUAAAAUUCACCUUGUUCUGGGCGGGGUCCGUACACAUAUCGGUAUUACUCAUGCACCCCAGUGAGGCCGUCUCUGCCUUAUGGAGGGCAAAGAACCAGGGUUUUGCCAAUAUCAAGUACACCGGAAAUUUCACGAGUGCAACUGAGUAUGUGAACAGUGAAUGCGGCUUUGAGUUGGACACGGAGGAGGAAAUCUGCAGAUAUAUAGACAAGAGGGAUGGAGAGGCCUUCUACUGCGUCAAGCCAAAGAAUUACCCGUGUGAGGCCCUGACCCACAUGAACUCUGUCAAUCGGGACCACUCCUAUCUGACCGAGGUGGAGCAGCUUCUUAUCAACAGGUCAAACAUUGGCUUGGAGAUUUCAAAGGCUUUAAAACCAGUCACUGUCCUCAACUGUGGACAAGAUACAUUGAGACCGAUUGAGAAAUGUAGCCUGGGAUCCUAUUACCCAAUCCCGAGUGGAUAUUUCCAUUACAAUAUGUGGCGUCCUAUACACUGCCAGAUGGGGCAAUUCACUGAAAAUGACAAGCUGAAAGAGUUCCUUAAGGGAAAAAAGCUCUUUCUCAUGGGGGACUCCACAGUCCGGCAGUAUAUAAGGCACUUUGCUGAGAACCUUAAAAUUGUGGAUUAUUUCAACCACACAGAAGAUGAGAUGCAAUCUUGGCAGAAGACUCUUCUUGCACUAAACCAAGAAAAGUUUAUCUACAUUCAGUGGAAGAAACAUACAUUUCCAUUUGUGAGCAAAACCUUCUACUCCAUUAAAGAAGAUGCGUACAUGGCCCGACAGAUCGACCGGAUCGGUGGAGGGGAAAACACAAUCAUUGUCCUCACUUUAGGACAACACUUCAGGCCUUUCCCAUUACGAGUCUUCAUCAGGUCGGCCAUCAAUGUCCGCAAGGCUGUAGAGAGGCUCUUCAUCCGUAGCCCUAGGACCAAGGUGAUCAUCAAGGAGGAGAAUGCCCGGGACAUGGACAUCGACAUGGAGAGGUUCAGUGACUUCUAUGGAUAUGUCCAGUAUCUGCUGCUCAGAGAUAUCUUCCAUGGGAUGAAUGUUGGGUUUGUCGAUGGUUUGGACAUGAGCAUUGCUUAUGCGUGUGAUGUCAUUCACCCCCCACUGGAAGUUCUGGAGAACAUCAUCAGCAUGUCCUUCACUCAGGCGUCUUAACAUUGGGUUCAUAGGUUUGAAGAUCUUUGGAACCACAAGAAACAAUGAAGGUCAAUUUCAGAUAUGAACUUAUUAACUUCCUGCCCUAAUUAUAAAUAUCUAAGGCCAAGAGCUGACGCGAAUGACCUUAUAUGUUCUCAGGGCAGAUGUAACAUCGUUUCCCUCAACUCCACUUUGCAGCUCAUGAAAAUGACUCAGCAGGUGGCGACAAUGAGCACAGGAGAAAAACGUUUCAAUGUAAAGAGGGGACUGACUGGACUUUGGGAUUUUCCUGGACUCUUUCCUCUCUGUAUUUAUCCCUGCCUGCAUACAUCUAACCUGAUACAGCUUGCAAAUUACAGUGCAAUACCUGUAUCUGGUGCACCUUAUAGGUCAUCUUGAUGCUGGAAAUCUAAAGGAAGCUCAGAUAUGUCUUCAUAAACGCUAGUGAAUCAACCAACAUUGACAUUUUAAAUAACCAUUAAACAAAAUCAAGUGGGUAUUGUAUAUUUGAGUGGUACUACACCGUCACCAUGUGUCAGAUUUGUAUUACUACAUGUUGUUGCAUGAAAUGAAAGUAGUUUGGUGAGAAAUGCACCUGACUUCCACACCUCAGGAGUAGAGGAUUUACCUUGAAUCUUUGUUGUGAUAAUAAAUAAUGCCAGUUUUCAUAUCAUGUAUUGUGCAUGUAUUACUUUAUUUAUGUAACUUUUAUUCUAUUAUUCUUAUUUUGAUAUCUUUUUUGCCUUACACUCCUGAAAUUUAGAUAAAUAGGUAAAUAUGAAGUCUACAUAAAUAGAAGGGACUUUUCUUUCUUCAAUAACCAUGAAGGUUUUCUAUUCCCCAGGCU
Molecule: messenger RNA, 2718 nt
Organism: Hyla sarda
Lineage: Eukaryota; Metazoa; Chordata; Amphibia; Anura; Hylidae
Product: NXPE family member 4-like
Exons: 7
Coding region: 213-1889 (558 amino acids)
Source: RefSeq, a predicted model, not a curated record